Molecule: messenger RNA, 1713 nt
Organism: Elgaria multicarinata webbii
Lineage: Eukaryota; Metazoa; Chordata; Lepidosauria; Squamata; Anguidae
Gene: CFAP210
Product: cilia and flagella associated protein 210
Exons: 9
Coding region: 1-1635 (544 amino acids)
Source: RefSeq, a predicted model, not a curated record
AUGGGGACCAAGGUCCGGCCGGUGGUGCGAUUCGGGAGGCGCAAAGGGCAGAGCCGGGAGUCCACGCCCAAUGAUGAAGAUGAAGUUAUGGAGGGAAUAUUUCUUCCGGUGGGAGUAGAUCUUCGCCAAAUCACUAUACUGCCCAAAGCAGAAUGGCAAAGGAUUCAAGACAGCCUCACUGCCCCGGCUAGAGAAGCAGCGCGGAUUCGCGCCGAAAGGAAAGAACGGAAAGAGCUGCACUUGCAGUCUCAAGCCCUCGUGAAUAAUUGGAGCAACACCAUUGCAGGUAUGUCACAGAGAAAACUGAAAGCCAAAAAAGUACGGCAAGAGAAAGAAGAGGAAGAAAAAAGAAAGGUUGACCUAGAGGAAGCAAAGUACCAAGCACAGAAGCGAAAAGAGACCAUAGAACAAGCCACGACCCAACUGUAUUAUCAAAAUGAGAGAGUGAAAGGAUUCCAUAGAGCCCUUUUGCUUACCGAAGUCUUAAAGGAAAGAGAUGCUCAGAUUGAAUUUAAAAAGAAAAACCAAAAUCUGUAUCGCUGCAAGGAUGAAGCAUUAGAACGUGAACGUCAAAAAGCUAUACUAAUAGAAGAGGAAAAAGCUAAAGAAAGGCAUAUGAAGAGACUGCAGCUUAGCAAGGAUCAACUGGAGCAGAUAAAAGAGCAUGAACAUUUAGCAAAACUGAGCAGGCUAGAAGACGUAAAAGAAAGGAAAGAGAUUCAGGCAUUGGCCAGGUUAUAUCAACAGGAAACACUGGAAAAAGAGAAAGAGGAAGAGGAAGAAAAACAUAAGCGUAUGCAGGCGCAUCGGGCACACGUUGCUGACCAUCUAACUCUUAAAGCUAUAGAAAAGCAAAAACAAGAGGAAGAGGAUGAUAAAAUCCGAGCACAUCUUAAAGCAAAGCAAGCUAUGGCUAAGCUGAGAAAAACAAAGGAAGAGGAAAUGCGCAGAUUAAUGGAGGAGCGGAGAGAUGGGAUUACUAACCGCCUCUUUGCAAUGAUGAAAAAGAAGCUUGAUGAUGAUGAUGAGCGUAUUGCUAGAGAAAUUGCAGAGACAGAAGAGGAGCUUGAAAAGGAACUCAAGGAAAAAGAAGAAAAGAACAAAGCUGAUUUGGAAUCCAUCAAAGAACACAGAAUUGGUGUGAUGAAAAUAAAAGAAGAGAAAGAGAGACAGGAGAAACUGGAAGCUCAAGAGAUGCUUCGUGGACUAAUAGAAGCUGACCGGAUCUAUCAAGAACUGGAGAAAGACAAGAAACAUAGAAAUCAUUGUGCAAACUUAAAACAGCAAGAAACCCAUGUCGUGCAAAUAGCUGAAAAAACAGCAAGACAAGGGCAUGAGAAACAAGAGGACAUGGAAUAUGUUAGACAAAAAGAUCUCAUUGCUCUGUGCAAGGAGCAAGAAUUCCAGAAGUAUGCAAAGAAAGUAAUUGAUGAGGAAUCCAAGACAACUCAGAAUCUUUAUCCCCUUUUCAAAGUAAUAAAUGAAGGUACUGCACCUGUUCAUACAGAAAGGCAUCAGUCGUGUGACAAGCAUGCUACUAAGUUACCAUAUAUAGGUGACACAGCUCAAGAAAUGAAACUAUUAAAUGAACAUGAAUACAAUCACACUAAAGCACGACUAGGUUUUACAUGGUAAAAAAAGUAUUUUUAUGUUCAAAUGGAAGCGUGAUGCAUUUUGAAAUAAUCCAGAUUGUGAAAAAUAUAGAAGAAAACC